Molecule: messenger RNA, 873 nt
Organism: Chaetura pelagica (chimney swift)
Lineage: Eukaryota; Metazoa; Chordata; Aves; Apodiformes; Apodidae
Gene: TSNARE1
Product: t-SNARE domain containing 1
Exons: 10
Coding region: 1-873 (290 amino acids)
Biological process (GO): intracellular protein transport; vesicle-mediated transport; vesicle fusion
Cellular component (GO): membrane; SNARE complex; endomembrane system
Molecular function (GO): SNARE binding; SNAP receptor activity
Source: RefSeq, a predicted model, not a curated record
AUGUCUUAUGGAUCCAUUGAUGGAAGUGGAUUUGGGAGCAGGAAUCCAUUUGGAGGCCCUUCAAGACAAGGCUAUCAACCUCUUGCCACCCAGAUUGAUCCCAGUGAACUGCAAGAACUUUUUCAGGAGACUUCAGCCAAUGUCUUCCGAAUUAACUCCAAUGUGACCUCUCUGGAAAGAAGCCUUCGAUCUCUGGGGACCUCAAAUGAUACUCAAGAGCUACAGGAUGGCCUGCAUGCAACCCAGCAGGAGACUAACAAAACCAUCACGACUAGCACCAAAGCCAUCAAGCAGCUGUCUGAGGUUGUCAGAGGCUCAUCCAGGCAAGAAAGACUUCAGCUGGACAGGCUGAAGAACCAGCUAUCAGAUGCCAUCCAGAGAUACGGAGCCGUGCAGAAGAAAAUAGCAGAGAAAUCCAAAGCUUUGCUUCCUACUGGGCAGAGAAGUUCCAAACAGAUCCCAAAGACCCCCUUCUCUGACUUAGCUGAUGAUGAGAAGAUCUUUAAUGGAGGAGAUGGCAUGUGGCAGAACCAGAACCAGGACCAAGCCUUACUCUCAGAAAUCACAGAAGAGGACCUGGAGGCCAUCCGUCAGCGAGAGGAAGCCAUUCAGCAGAUUGAGAGUGACAUGUUGGAUGUGAACCAGAUCAUCAAAGACCUGGCCUCCAUGGUGCAUGAGCAAGGAGACACAAUAGACAGUAUCGAAGCCAACAUUGAGACUGCAUCUUCUAACGUAGAAUCAGCCAAUGAGCAGUUGGCAAAAGCCAGUCAGCACCAACUACGAGCCAGGAAGAAGAAGUGCUGCCUUCUCUCCAUUGCACUGGCUGUUCUGCUGUUCAUCGUCAUCAUCAUCGCGGUCUCUGUCAAGCGCUGA